ACCACCUGCCAACCCACCUUAGGUAGCCCUCAACACCACCACCACCACCACCACCUCCUCCUCCUCCUCCUCCUCCUCUACCACGAUCCGGACAACCCUCCACCACGACCAAAACGCAAGCAUGGCGCGCACAUCCACAGCUCCCGCCCCCGCCGCCCCCGCGCCCACAGACCCAACUCUCACAAGCCUAACACGGCUCCUCGCGCGGCUAUCGCAAACGCUGCUCUCAUCCUCCGCGCCACCCACCCUGCGCAGCUCAAGCGACACGCGCACGCGCGUCGGCGCAAACCUCGAGCACGCGCGCAACCUCCUCCUCCGCCUCGAGCACGACGCCGCGGCCAUAAAGAUCCAGUCGCGCAAGCAGGCCCUCCAGGCUGACCUCGCGGCCAAGCGCGACACCAUUAAGCUGCUGAACCAGCGCCUGUAUGAGCUGAAUCAGGUGGGGGACACGGAGACGGAUACGGAUGAGGACGAGGAGGACGAAAGGUCAGCCGGCCGUGACGCCAGCGAUAGUAGCGACGAUGACGACGACGAAAACGCCCCCAGUUAUGCGCCCGCGCUGCGCGACACCUCGGACACGCUGGACCGCGAGCACCGCGAGCCGAGCAACAACACGGCAUUGCACGCAGCAGCGGAGAACGUGGCGAGCGCGCUGCGGGCGCGGCGACCACAACAAGGCACCUCGUCCUCCUCCUCCUCCCCCUCCUCCAACAACGACAAAAACACCACCCAAGCCAAAGCAACCGGCGCGCACAACCCGCACCUCCGCGCCCACGAAACACACAUGACGCACCAGCGCAGCGAGCAAGAGACGCUCACAACCUCACUGCUCGACAUGGCGCAAGCGCUCAAGCAGUCGUCGAUGCGCUUCAGCGCGUCGCUGGACGCCGAAAAGGACGUGCUGAACCGCGCGGGCAAGGGCUUGGAUCGCAGCGCCGAGGGCAUGGACAGCGCUGGCAAGCGCAUGGGCACGCUGCGCCGCAUGACCGAGGGCAAGGGCUGGUGGGGCCGCGUCAUCAUGUACGCCUGGAUUGGGGGCUUGUGGAUCCUGGUGCUUGUUAUCAUGUUUGUGUUGCCUAAGCUGCGGUUUUGAGGGGGGAAUGAGAGAGUGUGUGAGAGUGUGUGAGAGUGUGAGAGAGAUGAGAGAUGAGUGCUUCUUUUUAUUCAUUAGGUGCUUGCUGCCUGUAUCGCUUUAGUUACAGCCAGUCUGAGAGUAGUAAGGCAGUGCUCGCGAGCCAGAGCCGUGCGUAGUAGGUAGGUAGAGCGCCAAGCGGGCCUGCAAGGAAGUCGUCAAGCCAACCCUACCUACUACCGCCCCAGCCGUGCCCAACACCACCACUCCCGCUGCCCCAGCCAAAGCCAC
Aplosporella prunicola CBS 121167 is the source of this 1363-nucleotide messenger RNA. RefSeq lists its product as uncharacterized. Gene Ontology annotation, cellular component: SNARE complex; endoplasmic reticulum. The record is from RefSeq and is a predicted model, not a curated record. The transcript is spliced from 2 exons. NCBI's taxonomy places the organism in Eukaryota, Fungi, Ascomycota, Dothideomycetes, Botryosphaeriales, Aplosporellaceae. Gene Ontology annotation, biological process: retrograde vesicle-mediated transport, Golgi to endoplasmic reticulum. Bases 122 to 1093 code for a protein of 323 amino acids. Gene Ontology annotation, molecular function: SNAP receptor activity.